Brienomyrus brachyistius is the source of this 3104-nucleotide messenger RNA. RefSeq names its product SEC23 interacting protein. The coding region runs from base 54 to 2942 and encodes 962 amino acids. NCBI's taxonomy places the organism in Eukaryota, Metazoa, Chordata, Actinopteri, Osteoglossiformes, Mormyridae. Gene Ontology annotation, cellular component: COPII-coated ER to Golgi transport vesicle. The record is from RefSeq and is a predicted model, not a curated record. The transcript is spliced from 18 exons. Gene Ontology annotation, molecular function: metal ion binding; protein binding.
UCCGGUCCGCUGAGUCGCUUCUCUUCUGGUUUACGUGUAGUUUCUGCUUGAAAAUGGCUGAGAAAAAGACAAACUCCAGCACUAACCUGCUGUUCUCCACAGCACCGGAGUUCAGUUUAAACGUGCCCUUCAUACCUGUGAGUCAGGCCGCGGGUCCGGCUGUGUUACCAGCAGAUGAUUCUGCAGAUGUGGGGGAGGAGGACAGUUUUCUGGGCCAAAGCUCUAGUUCACAACCUGCCACCUUCACCUACUUCUCAAACCCGACAAAUAGCAGUGAUCCUUUUGCUUCCAUUGGCCGGCAGUCCUGUGCACCUCCUACAGCAACUUCAACCACCGUGUCCAUCCCCAGCGAGCCCCCUAGCUCUUCAGUUUCUCAUCCUGCUCCAGUCUCCCAGUUUGGAAAUGUGGUGUACCCCAACCCACUGGCGAGGAGCAUACCGCCUUCAAACACUACAGCCCUGCCCCCUCCACAGGCUCAGCUGCAAGGGUACAACCCAUACCGCCACACGCCCCUGAGCAGCCGGGCCAAUCCCUACCUGACGCCCCCGGAAAUCCAGCAGCACCAUGUACAGCCGCAGUCUGUGGCGUAUUCUCAGAGUGUGCCUGUGGCCUCGCCUCCUCAGAUGUACCAGAGUGUGGCUUCCCCCUUUUCACAGGCAUCACUGGCACAUGGACAGUUGCCGCCUGCCCCACCCACUGCUGGUCCCCUGGUGCUGGCUACGCCCAUGAUGCCCUAUUCCUACAGUGUGUAUGAACGCAUUCAGCCUCACUGGUUCUUCUGUAAACAAGUGGAGUCAAAGAAGAUCUGGCUUCCAUUCAGCAUCCUAGACUCUAUUCAGCUAGAGGAGACAUUCAACUCAGUCCAGCCAGACCCAGAGAGCGUGGUGGUGCGCACAGAUGGUGGCCGCUAUGAUGUGCAGAUGUAUGAGCGCCUCAGGAACGCUAUCUACUGGGAGGAGGACCCAACGGAGGUGCGGCGCUGCACCUGGUUCUACAAAGGCGAUGCAGACAGCCGCUUUGUGCCUUACUCCGAGGAGUUCAGCGACAAGCUUGAGGCUGAGUAUAAGAAAGCAGUUUCCACAAACCAAUGGCAUCGUAGGCUGGAGUUUCCUACAGGAGAGACCAUUGUGAUGCACAACCCGAAGGUUAUCGUUCAGUUCCAGCCGUCCGCAGUGCCAGACGAGUGGGGGACAACUCAGGACGGCCAGACACGCCCCCGGGUGGUGAAGAGAGGAAUUGACGAUGAGCACGAUGACAUCCCCGACGGAGAGAUGGCUCAGGUGGACCAUCUGGUCUUCAUGGUCCAUGGGAUUGGCCCUGUGUGUGACCUGCGCUUCAGGAGUGUGGUGGAGUGUGUGGAUGACUUCCGCAGCGUCUCACUGAAGCUGCUGCAAAGCCACUUCCAGAGAGCCCAGGAGGAGCAUAUCAUCAGCCGUGUGGAGUUCCUGCCCGUGCAGUGGCACACUGCGCUCCAUGGGGAUGCCACUGGUGUGGAUAGGCGGCUGAAGAAGAUCACUCUGCCCAGCAUCGGCCGCUUGCGCCACUUCACCAACGAGACCCUGCUGGAUGUGCUCUUCUACAACAGUCCGACCUAUUGCCAGACCAUCCUAGACACGGUGGCCAUAGAGAUGAACCGGCUGUUCGCCCUCUUCAUGAAAAGGAACCCUGGCUUCCAGGGGAGCGUGUCCGUGGUGGGGCAUAGUUUAGGUUCUCUUAUCCUCUUUGAUUUGCUGUCCAAUCAGAAAAUGGCUUUCCCACUGCUGCCUCCCCCUGCUGCUGACAGCAGAAACCUGGAGGAGAGUAAGCAGGUUGCAGGUCCCCUCCUACAGGGAGGUGAUGCCACCCCCCAGCAGGUGGUGGAUGAGGGACCUGUGCAGGAAGAGGAGGAGUUAGCCAACCUUUCAGCUGUACUGGAGCAUCUCAGCCUCUCUGAAUACCUCAACACUUUUCAAGAGGAAAAGAUUGACAUGGAGUCCCUGCUCAUGUGUACCGUGGAGGACAUGAAGGAGCUGGGAAUCCCACUCGGGCCACGGAAAAAGAUAGCCAAAUUUGUGAAAGAGCGGAUGGCCACGCAGACAGCGAGACAGGCAACAUCCGAGUUCCGGUCGGCCCCGGAGACAGGGAAUCCGACAGCCCAACAGAGCCAAUUAGCAAAUGCUGUUGCUGACCCUGUCUCCCAGAAGGUCCCUGGUGGAGGCACGAUGUCCUCUGUGCAUGUGGACUAUAACUACUUUGAAGUGGGUACUGGGCAGGUGUCUGUGGUCUACCACACUCUGGACUUCGAGCCUGUGAAUUUCUUUGCCUUGGGCUCUCCUAUUGGGAUGUUCCUGACUGUACGUGGCCUGGAGACGAUUGAGGAGAACUACCAGCUGCCCACCUGCAAGGGUUUUUUUAACAUCUACCACCCGCUGGACCCGGUGGCUUACAGGAUCGAGCCAAUGAUUUUGCCAAACAUCGAGCUGAAGCCAGUUCUCAUUCCUCACCACAAAGGGAGAAAGAGGCUCCAUUUGGAGCUGAAAGAGAGCCUGAGCCGUAUGGGCUCUGACCUGAAGCACGGCUUCAUCAGCUCCCUGAAGACGGCCUGGCAAACGCUAAAUGACUUCGCCCGUGCCCAUACCUCCUCACCCCAGCUGCAGGCAGAGCUGGAGAAGGUGGCCAAUCAGAUCAAGGAGGAGGAGGAAAAGCAGGAUAGUGAAGUUCUCAGGUUGGUGGAGAACCCAGACGCUGUCAAGGAGGAGGACCCCCCGGUGAAGAUUGGGAUGCUGAAUGGGGGUGGGCGCAUCGACUAUGUGCUGCAGGAGAAGCCCAUUGAGAGCUUUAAUGAAUACCUGUUUGCGCUGCAGAGCCACCUGUGUUACUGGGAGUCUGAAGACACAGCUCUGCUGAUCUUGAAGGAGAUCUACAAGAUGAUGGGCGUCUACCCAGAACAGACCUUGCAUUAGUGCUGGGGGGGGGGGGGGGAAAGAUACAUUUUCUUUCUGCUUUUUUGUGCUCUAUUUGAAGUAAUAGGAUUAAUACAUCAUGAGUCUUCAAUUAUAAGCAGAAAUGAAAUUUCUAGUGAAUUUCAACUAUACUCCAUAUUUUAUAAACUAUAUAGAGACAGA